Molecule: messenger RNA, 654 nt
Organism: Meloidogyne enterolobii
Lineage: Eukaryota; Metazoa; Nematoda; Chromadorea; Rhabditida; Meloidogynidae
Source: the annotation of a GenBank genome assembly
UUUUUCUUCUCACGAAUCCCCAUCGAUUUUCCCCGGGGAGGGAAAAAAUGCAGUGUGUGGGAAAUACUAUAGCACAAACAUAAUCAAUGAGAGGAGGUUUUUGGAUGCCUUUUGUUAUUUUCAUUAAAAGAAAAUAGAAAUUACUAAAAGAAAACUUUCCAAAAAAAUAAAAUGUUAUUUACAAAAAUUAUGAAAUUUCGAAUUUUGGAAUUAAUUAAUGAAAAUUAUGAUGAUAUACAUCCAACAACACGUUCUGUAGAAGCAAAUAAACGUGUAACGGCUGCUUGGGAACGUGUAACUACCGCUAUGAAUAAUGAAUUUCCCGACAAUAUUGUGUCGACUAAACAAAUUAAAGAAUGCUUUAAAUAUCUCAAAAAAAUUUCAAGAGACCAAAUUUCGAAAGUUUGUUAUGAUGAACAAAAUGUGAAGAAAGAAAAGUAUGAAGAUUUUAUGAGGGAAAUGAUAAAAAAAAUAAAAUUAAAUAAUUUUAGUGAUGAAACAAGUACAGCCUCUAGCAAAUCACCUCCAAUAAUUAAUGGAAUGCUUGAAAAUUUUCUUUGUGGAUUACCUGCAGUAAUUUCAAAUAUUAAUGAUGACACUUUGGAAUUUAAUAAUAACCAAAAUAAUUUUUGUAUUUCUCCAGAAAAUUGGUAA